AUGUCUUGCUACGACCUGUGCCCCCCAAAAACCAGUGUCGCCGUCCCUCAGCCCAUCGCUGAGAGCUGCAACGAGCUGUGCGCCCGCCAGUGCCCCGACUCCUCGGCCUUCAUCCAGCCGCCCCCGGUCGUGGUCACCUUCCCCGGCCCCAUCCUCAGCUCCUUCCCCCAGCAAGCCGUGGUGGGCUCCUCCGGAGCACCCGCCUUUGGGGGCUCCCUGGGGCUGGGGGGCCUCUACGCCGUGGUGGGCUCCUCCGGAGCACCCGCCUUUGGGGGCUCCCUGGGGCUGGGGGGCCUCUACGGUGCCGGGGCCAGCUCCCUGGGGCUGGGGGGCCUCUACGGUGCCGGGGCCACCCAGGGCUCGGGAGGCCUCUGCACCUUUGGCAGACCCUACGCUGCUCCUGCCUGCAGCCCUUGCGUCUUGCCCCGCUACACCAAGAAGCUCUGGGACACCUGUGGGCCCUGCUAG
Chroicocephalus ridibundus (black-headed gull) is the source of this 468-nucleotide messenger RNA. RefSeq names its product scale keratin-like. NCBI's taxonomy places the organism in Eukaryota, Metazoa, Chordata, Aves, Charadriiformes, Laridae. Bases 1 to 468 code for a protein of 155 amino acids. The record is from RefSeq and is a predicted model, not a curated record. Gene Ontology annotation, cellular component: intermediate filament. The transcript has 3 exons. Gene Ontology annotation, molecular function: structural constituent of cytoskeleton.